CACACAGCGAAGCAUUUGGAUGAGCAACAUCCUGAUUCUGCCCAGCCGGCAUGGAUUUGUUCUAAGUGCCCCCCCAUUUCCCCCACAAAUGUGCUGUUACUGGAUGCUACUCGCCCUCCCCCCGCUGCACUUGUUGCGCAGAGACUGGAUGCGCCGCUGAGACCUCAGAGAGAGGAGAGGCAGGGACCGACUGCAACAGGUGCACACAGAGAAUAUCCUCCGGAAAGACUGCACUGGAGAUUAAACACAACUUUAAAUGCCGAUCUGAGGACAUUUCUGCUGUCUUCAGCCCUCGCCACGCGCACAGUUCCAGUAUGCCGGUUCUCACGAGCCCUGACAUUGCCAAUAAGUUUAAGGAGAAAUGGCUGGCAGUCUACCCAGAGGACCAGGUCCCUGGCAGGGAUGCCGCCCCCCUGGACGACAGCCUCACCAGCCUCCACUGGCUCCAGAAUUUCUCCAUCCUCAGCGCGGACCCGGAGCGGCCAAAUGGAGCCGGGCCGGGCUGCCCUUCCUCCCAGCAGCACCUUUAUCUCAAGCGGCUCGGUUGCCCCAGAGGCGGCACUGACUCUCCAUCCAGCCCUCCAGCCGGAGACACAGCAUCAACUGGCAUGCCUCUGUACCUCGGCAGCCCCGUUACCUCCGGCAGCGACUCAACGCUUUUCACAAACUACGCACAUCCGGGUAGCACAAGCUACCCACAGAUCCCCAUCCAGGCUAGUCCACCUGUGGAGAUCGACUACAAAACCAACCCUAAAGUCAAACCGCCUUACUCCUAUGCUUCUCUCAUCUGCAUGGCCAUGCAGGCCAGUAAGCAGCCCAAAGUGACUCUGUCCACCAUCUAUAACUGGAUCACAGAGAAUUUCUGCUACUAUAGACACGCGGAGCCCAGCUGGCAGAACUCGAUUCGUCACAACCUGUCCCUCAACAAGUGUUUCAAGAAGGUCCCCCGGCAGAAAGACGAGCCGGGGAAGGGGGGCUUCUGGCAGAUUGAUCCGCAGUAUGCUGACAUGUUUGUAAAUGGGAUCUUUAAGCGCAGGAGGAUGUCUGCCAACCACUACAGCAGCAGCAGUGGUGGUGGAGGCCCCCACAGACAGAGCAAACUGCUUCAGGGCUAUCACAGCAACCAAAACAGCUACCCUUAUCAAGCAGUGGGUGGCAAACAGAAGAACAUUUCCUCUAAAAGCCACAGCAAGAUGCAGAGGGGGGCAGAGUCUCCUCUAUUGGCGACAGACGCCCACAAAGUGGACAUCCUGAGGGGGGACUUUGACUUGGCAUCUGUGUUUGACGAUGUCCUCAGCGGGAACUGUAGCACCUUUGAGGAUUUGGACAUCAAUACAGCACUGAGCUCCCUUGGGUGCGACAUGGAGGUGUCUCUGCAAGGGAGGCAGCAGCACCCAUCAGCGGGGCUGGGCAGGUGGUGUGGAGGCAGCGGGGACAUGAUGGGUCAGAGCCAGCACCUGAACCACCACCAGUCCUACACUUACAUGGAUAUGAAUGCUAUUUCCAUGGAUUGCGCCGCGAAUAUGGGACAGGCUCACCUCCCACUGCAGCAGCUGGACCAGGAUCAGCUGCUCCAGAGUCAGCAGCACCUGCAGCAGCAGCAGCAGUUCGAUGAGCCCACUGUGCUGUUCCCAGAGCAGCCAGAGGAGGUGGUGCUGCAGCCAUGGGAGGAUAUCAAAGAAGAGGCGCAGACAAUUCCUCUGACUCUGGAUCAUGGUUUUGGCCUGUGUGAGGGCUUCUUUACAGAGAUGCAGCCAUGGGAAAGAGUGGAGGCCUAUCUGUGACAUUUGACCCCAGACCUCAUAGACUUCUAAUUAUUUACACCUAAUCACCUGAGCAGCUGUGAUUACUGGCCUGACCUUUCAUUAUUCUGGAAAGAUUAACAGAACUACACAGAGGUUACAUCUGCAUUCCUAAUAAUUCUGCAAUACACUGUUUCUGUUUUGUUUUACACAAACAAAAAAAUCUCAAACUACAAUAGGAAAGUGGAACUCUGAGACCAGCUAACCACAAUUCCCUCAAAAAAUGCAGUGAAUGGACUGUAUGUGUUUUUAGGCAACAUGAUAUGGGAUUAUUUUCUGCCAUUGACUCCUAUUUCCUCAGAAGAAUGACAAACAAUUGGCCGAAAAUAAUCCAAAGCAUGACACAACACUUGUGAAGCGGACAUUGAAAUGACACUGCAACAACUUUUAGGAACCAAAUCAAAGCGUCAUGCAGAACAAGAAGGAUUUAUCACACUGUAAUCAACAUGCAGCACGUUUUUCUUCCAGAAUGAGGGAAAAUGAGGAAAUGUUGACUGUUUGCAGAAACAACUGCAUAUCCUGUAUUUUCUGGAACUGUUACAGCUCAGAUGUCAGACUGACAAAAACAAGGGAAUGUGUUCCAGUGAGCGCUGAACUGCAGCUAUUUGUCGCUGUUUUUUUUUCUUUUAUAUGAAAUAAUGACAAAAAUAGGAGAAAAGCAAAGGAAGCCCAAGCACCCUCUUUCAAAGCACUCUCCACAACAAGCACUGUUGGACUGAGGAGACAUGCAGGAGUCUAUUUUGCUACAUGAGCAUUGAACUUUUUAUACUAACAUGCAGUAAAACCUGUCAUUCAUCUCAGUUGUCUUUGUUAUGUGAUUAUCAAAGUUAUCAGUGCAAGAUGAUGACACAACAUACUUAAAAUCAUAGUCUGAAAGUAGUCACUUAUGACUUUGUUAUAUAGUCAAUUUAAUAUAUAUUCACUAAAGUAUAUAGCAUGAAGCUAGGCAGGAACAUUUGCCAUUUGUCUACACUUCUUGUAUUGCAAAGAUAGGAGGAGCAGACCUAAGCCCCUGAUGUCUCUCAAGGUAAAAUUUGUUUAUAUUGCACUCACAAGAUAUUUACUUGUGUGCAAAGUUGUUAUCAAAGUUUCUUAUGUUAACUAUCGUGUGUGCAUUACAUAAUUAUCUUGUGGAAACAAGUUAUCUUGUGUGCACAAAAUAAUCAUCUUGUACAGACAAGAUAAUUAACUUGCAUAUAAAAUUGAGCAUACAAGAUAUUUACUUAUGAGUGGAGAAUAUUAACUUGUGUACACAAGGUAUCUUGUCCAGUACACACAAGACAAUAUCUUGUCCACACAAGAUAAUGUCUUGAAUGUACAAGUUGAUACCUUUUUGCGCAAAAAAUAAUUGCGUUGUGUGCUCGAGAUAAAAAAUUUACUUUUUCUGGACAUCAGGGGCUCCAUACAGACCUGAAAUUGACUUAAAAAUUAAAACAUUAUGCACUUUGAUAGGCAGCAGUUUCAGGAAAGUGGGACAAGUUUUUUUUCAGUAGGUUGAAAUUUAUUUUCUAUCCUAAUAAAACAUUUUUUCAUAAGUAUGCUGACAAUAAUGGCAUUGAUGCAUUUGUUAUUUUGUCCAUAACAGUUUCUACAAAGAGCUCAAAACUGCAAUAAGUCAACAUGGCAAGAGUUUUUUCGUCAUUGAAUAUACUGUUGUUUUCUUAACAAAUAUACACAAAACUCGGCAUUUAUUGAUUAUACUUCGCCAAAUCUGUUGAUAAAAAUAUGCAGUUUAUUGGUGUUUCUGUGCUGACUUAUAAGAGUUCUGUUUUCUGUCACUGGGUGAUGGAUUUUCUUUCUUCUUGAUUCCAUUUGUGUAAGUCUUUUUUUAUAUGUACUGUUUGGUUUCACAAAUAUGAAUUUGAAAACAUGUUUAAGAUUUGAAUGGGAAAUUGUUUGGAAGGCUCAUGUAAUUUCAACUCAUUAAGGAUUUUCAUUUUGUAUCAUAUUGAUCAAGUUUGAUACGAACUCUUCAGUCUUACCAUGUUGUUUUCAUUUGUACUUUUUUAAGCUGUUUAAUAAUGCAAUCAUGCCUCGAUGCAAUAAAUGGUGUCAAAUAAAGAGGAAAUAUAA
Molecule: messenger RNA, 3875 nt
Organism: Notolabrus celidotus (New Zealand spotty)
Lineage: Eukaryota; Metazoa; Chordata; Actinopteri; Labriformes; Labridae
Gene: foxj1b
Product: forkhead box J1b
Exons: 3
Coding region: 315-1784 (489 amino acids)
Biological process (GO): regulation of DNA-templated transcription
Molecular function (GO): DNA-binding transcription factor activity; sequence-specific DNA binding
Source: RefSeq, a predicted model, not a curated record